Molecule: messenger RNA, 1449 nt
Organism: Prunus armeniaca (apricot)
Lineage: Eukaryota; Viridiplantae; Streptophyta; Magnoliopsida; Rosales; Rosaceae
Source: the annotation of a GenBank genome assembly
AUGUUUCACUUUAUCUUCAAAACCUCUCUCCAUCUUCAACAAACCAGAACCCUGAAUGCCAAUAUCAGAUCCCUCACCACUCUCAGCAUUUACCCAGCACUCACAGACUAUCUCACAAACACUUUGGCUUUCACCCCAGAGUCAGCUCUUCAAGUCUCCAAGAAAAUCCAUGGUAGACCCCCCAACAAUCCCUACCCAGUCCACUCCCUCUUCGAACAUUACGGUUUUACCCCUACCCACAUAGCCAAAAUCAUCACCAUAUGCCCAUCCUUCCUCUGGGCAAACCCAGAAAAAACCCUCAAGCCCAAGCUAGACUUUCUCGCCCAAAAUGGCAUUUAUGGUCAAGACCUUGUAAGCACAAUCACCAACAACCCCAGAAUUCUAGAGCGGAGUUUGAACAAACAGAUUGCGCCCUGUAUUGGGUUCCUCAAGAGCUUUCUUGGGUCUGCCUCGGCUUUGUUGUCGCACUUUUCGGUCAAGCGUGGUACUGCGGUUGUGCUCAGAUUUUCUGACUCUAUGGGCGCGAACGCUGAGACUCUAAGACAACACGGUGUGCCUCACAGUAACAUUAUAAAGAUGAUCGCGUGCCAGCCACGGAUAUUUUCAAGGGAUGUUGAGGUUUUCAGUAAGAUUGUGAGGGAGGUUGAGGAACUGGGUUUCAAUCCGUUGAGCAUGAUGUUCAUCCAUGGCGUGUGUACGCUUUUUUUCGAUGAGGAAGGACAAAGUUUUGGGUGGUCGGAGGCGGAGUUUCAGGCUUUGUUCUUGAAGCAACCCCCGGUAAUGAGGUCGUCAGAGGAGCGAUUAAAGAGGGCAUUGGACUUUUUCAUGAACAAGAUGGGGUGGGGCACUUCGGACAUUCUCAAGUACCCAGUUUUGCUUUGCUUGAGCUUUGAAAAGAGGGUGUUGCCGAGGUGGUCGAUACUUCAAGUUUUGAUUGCCAAAGGUGUUAUAACCAAGAGCAAGAAGACUACUGCGAAGGCAUUUAUGCAAACUGAGGACAAGUUUGUGAGCGAGUUUGUGAACGGAUAUGAAGAGCAUGCCCCUGAACUUUUGGAGAUGUACCAAAAAAAGCUCCAAGAGUAUUAUUUCUGUACCAGGAAUGCUGUAAAUAACCUGAAACUUGACAAUGCGCAUGACAAAGCCAGAUUCUGGGCCUCGCUCCAGGCUUCUGUUUCUUCUGAGUUCCCAGGCUUCCCUUUCUUCCCUCUGACUUUGGAUUGGGAAGCAGCUAGUUCUUAUGGUUUGGGUCUGGUAGGUUGGAUGGCUGGUGCGGUCCUGAUAUUGGUCAUCAAGGAGUUUGAAGUUGGUUUCGACCCAAACAACAAAUUAACGAUGAGCAGCUGGCCUACUUCUCCAUUCAAGACAGGUCUUUCCUUUCAAGGAGGUUUCAAGUUUUGGGAGUCGAGGAGAUUUCAUGUAGAUGUUAUUGGAUCUUCAAAAGUCUUUUGA